AUGAAGCCAUUUCUGAUCGUCCUGGCUGGAGUUUCAGUGGUCGGUAUUGUGGCUGCAGAGAGACCAUCAUGUCUGAAACGUGCAGCAUUUACUUCCACAAACUUUGAGAACAUCCUGACGUGGGAAACGGAGGCAGAUAUUCCCCCUGGCACCGUGUUUGAUGUCCAGUACAAACAGUAUGGAGAGAAAUCCUGGCUCCCCAAGCUUGAGUGCCAGAGCAUCACCCAGCUCUUCUGCAACCUCAGCCAGGAGACAGAGAACUUCACGGAGCAUUUCUACGGGCGGGUGAGGGCCAGGGGCUGCUCCCCGAGCUGGGUGCGCUCCGAGAGGUUCGAGCCCCGCAAAGAGACCAUCAUAGGGGCACCACAAGUGGAAUUCAUUCCCCAUGUACGCUCCAUAAAGUUCCUGAUCCGGCCCCCCUUUACCCCCCUGCGGGGUGAGGAUGAGCAGCAGCUCACCGUGGAGGACAUUUCCAGCAAAUUUGGGGCUGUGGAUUAUCACCUGACAAUAUUCAACCAGAGGACACAGCAGCAGUGGACAAAGAAUGAGCACAGCAAAGAAUUUGAAGUUUCCAACUUGGACCCAGACACUGAAUACAAUGGGACAGUUUACAUCUGUCUGCUCCAGAGAAGGAGCAAACCUCAGGUGUUUUGGGUCAAAACACUGUCAGAUAAAACGUGGAUUUUCUGCUCUUUGGUGGCCCUGGCGUUCUGUGCCGGGCUGGUGUUUGCUGCCAGCACUUAUGUGACCUACAAAUACAUCAAACAGCGCAGUGCCCAGCCCAGAGCCCUGGACUUCAGAGGGAUUCCAUCGUUCCAGCCUCUCACACUGACAGUGGAGCACAUCGUAAAGCCCCUCAGCUUUCCCAAACCUUGCCUCUCCAUCCCUGAAGUGCAGCUGGCCCAGAUGAGCCAAGAUUUGGACAGGACCCUGGAGCCAGCAGGGCCUUUCUGUCCCUACCAACAGCAGGAGGAUGUUCCAGCAUUCCCGCUGUCCCCUCAGCCUUUCCAGGUGGAAUUCCCAGCUCUGACUGCUUACACUCCUCAGAGAGCAGAGCAGAACGUUCCUGCAGCCACGGGCAGCAGCAGCCUGGCCAUGACCUACGGGCUGUGUGUGCCAGGCACGGCUCACACCGACCACGGCUCGCAGAGCCUCGAGGGAAUGUCACCGGAUCGUUCUGGGGAUGGAAAACUCCAAACACAGGGGCUGGGAAAGAGCUGCAACCACUGGGAUUACAAAGAGCAGCAGGCAAAGGUGGCCCUGUGGAAGAGCAGGGACAGACUGGAGUCUGUGAUGCAGGGGAGCCCUGGGCAGAGGCAGCUGCUGCUGCAGAGCGAGGGGCUGGAAAAGGCAGAGAGUGUGUCCCAGCUGUCCCUGUCUUGGCUGGAACAGGGAGGAUGCUACACACAACAGGCAGAGAAGCUGCCCCUGCUGCUGUCUGCAGGGAAAGCUGCCCCAGACUUUGUGGCAGAGGAGGAGCUGCUGGCACCGCUGUCAGCAGCCCUGCUUCUCUCGGUGAGGACUGGGAACGACAUCCCUGGAGAGAACCACGAGGAGCAGUGGGUGCUGCCAGAGCCAUUCCCACACCCUGCAAGCAAAGCACAGCUCCCAGGGACUGCGGGCAUGGAAAUGUUCCCAGCAGAAAAGGAGCUGAGCUGCACAGAACUGAGCGUGUCCCCAGCCAGCAGCUCCGGCUGGGACAGGGGAACUCCUCUCGCCAUGCUCUUCAAAGAUCUGGACUUGAAAGUGCAGUGGGAUGAGGAGGAUAGCACAGAAUUUUAUUAG
Pseudopodoces humilis (Tibetan ground-tit) is the source of this 1785-nucleotide messenger RNA. The record is from RefSeq and is a predicted model, not a curated record. NCBI's taxonomy places the organism in Eukaryota, Metazoa, Chordata, Aves, Passeriformes, Paridae.